CUGAUUUCGCGCCAAAUCCCGCAGUGCGCGCACGAGGCUUUGGGCAGCCGCUGGAGGAGACAUUUUGAAAGAUGUCCGGUGAUGCUAUUGGUCGGCUCUGGCCCCACCCGGAUUAGGUCACGGGCCGACGCGUUCCCAUUGGCCCGCCCCGUACUCCACCCCCCUGUGACUAACGGUUGCGCCUGGGUGACGAAGUAGCAGCGCGAGCGCAGCGAACGACGCCCGGAUUGCACCGAGUCUCACCCGUCACACCCGCCGCUGGUCCUGGACCAUGGUGAGCGCCCCAGGGCGUGUGAUCUGCACCGCCUGUUGACCCGCACACCCCGCGAUCAUGAGCUUAACGGAAAUCCGCCAGAAGCUGCUCUUCUCCCCCAGCGACUGCGAGGAGGAGGACGGCAACAGCACGGGCGAGGACUCGGCCUUCCAGGAGUCCGACUCCCCCAGCUGCCGGCCGCAGCAUGAGAGCCCCGGGAUCCGGCCCUGGGAGGAAGAGGAGGACGAGGAGGGGAUCGGCCCCUCUCCAGCCCGAUCACCCGGAGACUACCGGAGACAGCAGCGGGAGGGCUCCAGCUCCCCGAUCCCCGACUGCCCGGGCACCCCGCCCCACAAGACCUUCCGCAAGCUGCGGCUCUUCGACACCCCGCACACCCCCAAGAGUUUAUUGUCCAAAGCUCGUGGAAUUGGUUCCAGUGGACUAAAGAACAGAGGAGUCUCUCUGUUUCGGGAUGUGGAGAUAAUCGAGAAGCCGGAGUAUGUGUACCGAGCACCCCAAGUAAAUAUUAACCCUUUCACCCCAGUUUCUGUGGAUCUACAGGACUCCACUGGGGGUUGUCGGAGGAGAAAAAGGACGCACUGGAAUAAUUCCUAUGGUGAAGAGAUGGAAGGCAGCGAUGGUGAAUUAGAAGAUGAAAGCAUCAGACCUGCUAAGAGAAUUACCAUAACGGAGAGCAACAUGAAAUCCCGAUACGCCAUAGAGUUCCAUGAACUGGAGAAGAUUGGUUCCGGGGAGUUUGGCGCGGUGUAUAAGUGCGUCAAGAGGCUCGAUGGCUGCAUCUAUGCUAUUAAACGGUCGAAGAAGCCUCUUGCCGGCUCAGUUGACGAGCAGAAUGCAUUACGGGAAGUGUAUGCCCACGCUGUACUGGGGCAGCACCCUCACGUAGUACGCUACUACUCAGCCUGGGCAGAAGAUGACCACAUGCUUAUUCAGAAUGAAUAUUGCAAUGGUGGCAGCUUGGCAGACGCCAUCAGUGAUAAUUACCGUGCCAUGCGCUACUUCACAGAGCCGGAACUAAAGGACCUGCUUCUACAGGUGGCCCGCGGGCUCAAGUACAUUCACACCAUGUCCCUGGUGCACAUGGAUAUAAAACCAAGCAACAUUUUUAUAUCUCGGGCAUUGGUUCCCAGCACAAUGGUAGAAGAAGUUGACGAUGAGGAUUGCUGUCCUCGAAGAGUGACGUUUAAGAUAGGUGAUCUAGGUCAUGUGACCAGGACGACCAGUCCGCAGGUAGAAGAAGGCGAUAGUCGUUUUUUGGCCAACGAAGUUUUACAAGAGGAUUACUCUCAGUUGGCGAAAGCGGACAUAUUUGCCCUCGCGCUGACUGUCUGGUGUGCAGCUGGCACUGAGCCGCUCCCAUCCAAUGGUGACCAGUGGCAUGAAAUUCGCCAAGGGAAGCUGCCAACCGUGCCUCAGUUACUGUCCCAGGAAUUUGUGGAUCUCAUAAAGGUGAUGAUCUGCCCAGAUCCGGAGAAAAGGCCGUCCUCCACCGCCCUUGUCAAACACUCCGUGCUCCUCUCCGCUUCCCGAAAGAGCGCAGAGCAACUGCGGAUAGAACUCAAUGCCGAGAAGUUUAAGAAUGCCCUUCUACAGAAGGAAUUAAAGAAAGCACAGAUAGCGAAAGCCGCUGCAGAAGAGCGCGCUCUGUUCCCUGACAGGAUGACGACACGAUCAACUGCGCAGAGUAACAGAGCUACCCGUCUCAUAGGAAAGAAAAUGAACCGCUCUGUCAGCCUCACUAUAUAUUAGUGUGUAUAUGGACUGUUGACCUGCUUUCUAGUGUAGAUAUAAAUGGACACGGCUGUAAUCUGGGGCAUUUUUGCUGAUUUUUAAGUUUUAUUUUUAAUAAGCUUCUAUAUCGUCCUGAAUGAUGGUUCAGCUCACUUGCUCCGUGGCCUUGGUGUAUUAUUGGCUUAAUCCAAUAUAACCCGGACAGCAUUCGUUCUUCAUACCCCAGGGUCCAAUUUGGCACCAGAAAAAGCCUGUUGUGUUCCGGCCUAUGGUUGCGAUGCCACACGUCUGGCAUUCCAAAGGUUAAGAUAGUGUUUCCGGUCCAUCUAGGACCAGAUUUGUAGCCUCUAUAGGGGUAAGGUUCUGAUUUGAAAUCAAGUUAAAUAGAGAGUUGUUAGAUUAAUGGAAGUUGGCUCUGUUCGCACCAUGGUGCGCCAAAAAGCAGCGCCCUGCUCCAUAUAAUGUGACUCUUCCUAAUAUUACUGUAGUAGUUUGCCGUUCCUUUAGUUGAAAUUCAACGGAUUGUACUAAUACGGUGUUUCCUUUUUGUAAAUGUGUAUUAUAUUCUGGCUUUGUGGCAAGUUACAGUGUAUAGAACAUUGGAAGAGUAGAGGGGGAGGGGAACGUGGCGCCAGCAAAUGUUUGACUUGUACCCCGGUACAGUUUUUAUUGUAAUUUUAUUUUAUUUUUUUCUUUGUAUAUACAACUUUGAGCACUUUCUCAGCACCAGGUGAAUGGGUGGAAAAUUCCAUAUAUUUACCAUGUGACAUUUGCUGCUAUUAGUUUUUGUCUUUUUUUAUUUUUUUUUUUUUUUCCCUUCUUCUUUUUUUGUUUUCCUGUAAAUAAAAAAAAUAAAAAAUUAAUUUGUAGCAUUAAACAAUCAUCGUUAGUCGCACCAUGCUAGUGAGACAUGCCCCGAGUUUGGAUGAGUUAGCGGCCUGACCCCGUAGGCAUGACCUUUUUCAUCACGUCCCAGGCACCUUCUCUUUUUGUUCUGUUUUAUAUAUGCCGGAGAUGUUGUAGUCUUCUUUCCUGUGUGUGCUCUGUACAAUAUUGAAUGUGUUUUUUUUUUUUGUUUGUUUUUGUUUUACAUAAAACUUUCCAAAUGCCAAAAGUGUAAGAGACAUAUAGUCCUGGAAUUGCUCCAAGCAUUGAUCAGUUUGCAUACAUGAUAUGCAGCCCACUCCGUCAUAUAAGAAGUAUGUGCACCACGGUUGCACUGUGGCGUCCUGUGCUCUAUUUGACCCUCCAGCUCCUGUAUAAUGAACCCUAUGAUUUGGCUAUUAUAUCACUAAACACCUGUUCUGCUUUCAAGUGUGUUAAGCCUGGAGAAAGGAUAAAGCAGUGAUAGGUGCAAUGUGACAAAGCACCAGCCAAUCAUCUCCUGUCAAUUUACAUAUUGGAGCUGAUUGGCUGGUGUGUUAUCACCUUGCACUUAUCACUUCUCCAGGCUUAAUACAUCUGCCCCCUAGUUCUGUACCCCCCCCAUACAGAUAACUGAACUGUGUCCAGUUAUAACUGAAGGCUUCAGCUGAAUCUCCCCCUGAAUCAAUUGUUAGUACAUUAUGCGGCGAUCAUUACAACUGGAUGAUGUGGCUCGUUGUAUAUAAACUAUAGUAAAGUGAUGUGGCUCAUUGUAUAUAAACUAUAGUAAAGUGAAGGGUAUGUUUAUCCAUUGUUGUCCAUUUUCCAUUCUGCUGCUAAUGAUCCACAGUGACGUUACGCAGUGUCCUCUAUUGAUGCGCAGUUCUGGAUUGCGAGGGAAUAUUCAUCCCCCGACCGUACAUGUUCCUGGAAUGUCACCAGCGUCUUUGUCACAUUGUAUUGAAGCAAUGAGGCUUCUUGUAAGAUUAUGUAAAUUCACCAUCGGCCUUGUGAUUUAAUGUCUCGUCCUCUAAGUUUGUCUCCCAUCAGCUCCGCUCGCCUCUCUCCCAGAAGUAGUGUUAGUGAAUUGUGAAUAUUUUCAAUUAAAACCGUUUAUUUUCUGCC
Pseudophryne corroboree (corroboree frog) is the source of this 3994-nucleotide messenger RNA. RefSeq names its product WEE1 G2 checkpoint kinase (gene WEE1). Bases 332 to 2023 code for a protein of 563 amino acids. Gene Ontology annotation, molecular function: ATP binding; magnesium ion binding; non-membrane spanning protein tyrosine kinase activity. Gene Ontology annotation, biological process: mitotic cell cycle; protein phosphorylation; negative regulation of G2/MI transition of meiotic cell cycle. Gene Ontology annotation, cellular component: nucleus; cytoplasm. The record is from RefSeq and is a predicted model, not a curated record. NCBI's taxonomy places the organism in Eukaryota, Metazoa, Chordata, Amphibia, Anura, Myobatrachidae. The transcript is spliced from 11 exons.